GAGAUCUGCGUGUGGCCGUCAGAGCGUCUUCGCGGUUGCCCUUAGGGACCGUAGGGGCCAGCCGGGGGCGGGUGCCCGGAGCGCCGCAGAUGGCCAGCCAGCCGGAGAUGCGCAGCUCGGGCCUGCGAGUCCUGGAAGAAGCACUGGGCAUGGGUUUGACGGCCGCCCGAGACACGGCGGAGGCGGUGGCCGCCGAGGGCGCCUACUACCUGGAGCAAGUUGCCAUAACUGAAGCAUCUGAAGAUGAUUAUGAAUAUGAAGAGAUAACAGAUGACAAUUUUAGUAUUCCAGAAGGUGAUGAAGAUCUGGCAAAAGCAAUUCAGAUGGUUCACGAACAGGCUAUAGAUACUCAAAUUUUGGAGCAGAAAACAGUCCUUCCGUCAAGGCAUGCAGUACCUGAAGUAAUAGAAGAUUUUCUCUGCAAUUUCCUGAUCAAAAUGGGAAUGACCAGAACUCUUGACUGCUUUCAGUCUGAAUGGUAUGAAUUAAUACAGAAGGGAGUAACGGAACUUAGGGUUGUUGGAACUGUUCCAGAUGUCUAUACUCAGAUUAUGUUUUUAGAAGCUGAGAACAAGAAUUUAAAGAAAGACUUGAAGCACUACAAACAGGCAACUGACAAAGCUAGAGAAGAUCUGCUGAAAACUCAGAAAGAACGUGAUUUUCAUCGGAUGCAUCAUAAGCGAAUAGUCCAGGAAAAAAACAAAUUAAUUAAUGACCUCAAAGGGUUGAAGUUACAUUAUGCAUCUUAUGAACCAACUAUAAGGGUGUUACAUGAGAAGCACCACAGUUUACUGAAGCAGAAAAUGCUGACCACCUUGGAAAGAGACAGAGCAAUUGGGAAGGUUUUUGGACUAAAAGAAACCUUGAGAAGUGUGGAAUUAGGACGUAAUUUUCGUGUUCCUGAAAUUAAAGCUGCUUACAAUUGUGAAAGUGAAAAUACACCAGAAGGUCCUACUCAGAAAAGUCUGCGUGAAGCUAGAGAACAAAACAAAUGUAAAACAAAGAUGGAAGAAAGUGUAAAGGAUUCAGAAUUUCCCAUGGAUAUACAACCAAAUCCAAACCUGAAUUUAUGCAAAGAAAAUCUUCCCCCAGCAAAAUUUGACUACAAGCUGAAUAACGUUUUUAGAAUUCAUGAACUUCCAGUGAGCUGCAUCAUCAUGCAUCCCUGCAAAGACAGCCUAGUCACCUGUGGUGAGGACCGCUUCUGGAAGGUGGUGAGCCUCCCAGACGGCAAUGUGCUUCUCACGGGAAUUGGCCACACCGACUGGCUCUCCGCCUGCUGCUUCCAUCCCAGUGGCAACAAGUUGGCUACCGCAAGUGGUGAUACUACAGUUAAAUUAUGGGACCUAUCCAAAGGCAAUUGCAUUUUGACCUUGGAAGGACACAACCAUGCAGUGUGGUCCUGCACAUGGCACUCCUGUGGCAAUUUUGUGGCUUCUUCCUCACUGGAUACAACUAGUAAAAUCUGGGAUGUUAACAGUGAAAAAUGCAGAUCUACUUUGUAUGGACAUACGGAUUCUGUGAACAGCAUUGAGUUUUUUCCUUUCUCCAACACGCUCCUCACAGGUUCUGCUGACAAGUCCUUGUCCAUAUGGGAUGCAAGAACCAAUAAAUGUGAGCAGUCACUUUAUGGUCACAUGCAUUCUAUCAAUGAUGCCACCUUCUCUCCUAGGGGUCACAUGAUAGCAUCUUGUGAUGCCUGUGGAGUUAUAAAACUAUGGGACUUUCGGAAGCUGUUACCAAUUGUGUCCAUCGAUGUAGGUCCAAGUCCUGCCAAUGAAGUGAAGUUUGAUUCAACAGGUCGAGUUUUAGCUGAAGCGAGUGGCAAUGGAGUUAUCCAUUUACUAGAUCUUAAAUCUGGGCAGAUUCACAAAUUGAUGGGCCACGAGAGUGAGGCGCACACGGUGGCGUUUUCUCAUGACGGGGAGAAUCUGUUUUCCGGAGGCGCUGACGGCUCGGUUAGAACGUGGUCUUGACUGUCAGCAUAUCCCACUGCAGAGGGUAUUCCCUUUAAAGCCUGAAAAUGUCUCAUGUAGUCCCAAACCAGUAAAUAACUAAUUAAAUAUGCCAGCAGGUAACAUUUAUUAUUUGCCUUAAAAUAUACUUUGGACAUAUAUUUUAGUGCUUAUGCUGUUACCAAUAAAAUAACUUU
Molecule: messenger RNA, 2152 nt
Organism: Tupaia belangeri chinensis (Chinese tree shrew)
Lineage: Eukaryota; Metazoa; Chordata; Mammalia; Scandentia; Tupaiidae
Gene: SPAG16
Product: sperm associated antigen 16
Exons: 16
Coding region: 90-1976 (628 amino acids)
Biological process (GO): axoneme assembly
Cellular component (GO): axonemal central apparatus
Molecular function (GO): protein binding
Source: RefSeq, a predicted model, not a curated record